This is a messenger RNA of Corylus avellana, 1812 nucleotides long. NCBI's taxonomy places the organism in Eukaryota, Viridiplantae, Streptophyta, Magnoliopsida, Fagales, Betulaceae. The record is from RefSeq and is a predicted model, not a curated record.
AUGGGUAAUAAUCGUCGCCGAUUUCAAGCCUCUUGGUUUGAGACAUAUUCAACUUGGUUGGAGUACUCAAAAUCAAAGGAUGCUAUAUUUUGUCUUCCAUGCUAUGUUUUUGCUAAGAAACCAACAGGUCGUCCAGGAUCAGAUGCAUUUACAGGGAAAGGUUUUAACAAUUGGAAAAAGGCAAGCGAUGGGAUGAAUAGUUCUUUAAUGAGACAUGUGGGGAAAGAUCCAAAUUCACCACAUAAUAUUGCCGUGAAAUGUUGUGAGGAUCUAAUGAAUCAGUCAGGGCAUAUUGACAAGAUAGUUGAAAAGCAAACAUUACAAGAAACAAAGAAUAAUCAGUUGCGGCUCAAAGCCUCUAUAGAUAGUGUUCAAUGGCUUACAUUCCAAGCAUGUCCCUUUAGAGGUCACGAUGAAAGCUCUGGCUCGAAAAAUCAAGGUAACUUCAUUGAAUUGGUAAAGCUCCUAGCAAGCUAUAAUGACGAUGUUAAAGUGCGGGAUGCGAUUAGAAAAGAAAUUGGGGAUGCCAAAUUUUGCAUUCUCGUUGAUGAAGCUCGGGAUGAAUCAAAAAGGGAGCAAAUGGCUAUUAUUUUGAGGUUUGUUGAUAAGGAUGGUUUUAUUAGGGAGCGAUUCUUUCAUAUUGUGCAUGUUAAAGAUACUUCUGCAUCAACUUUGAAAAAAGAGAUAUGUGCUGUUCUUUCUCGUUACAAUCUCCAAAUUGAAAAUAUUCGAGGCCAAGGAUAUGAUGGAGCUAGUAAUAUGCGUGCAUCUAGAGAAGCCAAGCGCAUUCAUCAAUUCUUUAUCCAGUUGACUUCAAUUAUUAAUAUUGUUGGGGGUUCUUCUAAACGUCAUGAUGACUUGCAAUCUAUUCAUGCUGUUGAAAUUGAAAAUUUGGUUGCUUCUAAUGCAAUUGAGACUGGAAGGGGGAUAAACCAAAUUGGCACUUUGCAACGACCUGGAGAUACUCGAUGGUCAUCUCAUUAUCAAUCUGUUUGUAGCAUGAUAAGAAUGUAUGGUGCAACUUGUUCAGUUAUCAACAAGAUCUCAAAUGAGGGAGCUAAUUAUUUUCAACGUGGUGAUGCUGAAGCGGCUUACAUGAUAUUAACAUCAUUUGAAUUUAUUUUGAUAUUGCAUUUGAUGAAAGAAAUUAUGGGACUCACAAAUAUGUUUUGCCAAUCUUUGCAACAAAAGUCACUAGACAUUUUAAAUGCCAUGAGUCAAGUUUCAACUACACAAUCACUCAUUCAAAAGAUGAGAGAUGAUGGGUGGGAGCCUUUGCUUACUACUGUUAAAUCAUUUUGUGAAGAAAAUGAUAUUGAUAUUCCUGAUAUGAAUGCUCAUUACACUAGAGCUCGAGGUAGAUCUUGUCGUCAAGAUGAAGGGUCUCCAACAACAAUGGAGCAUCAUUUUAGAGUUGAUAUAUUUACUGCUGCAAUAGAUUUCCAGUUACAAGAAUUGAAAAAUAGAUUUAAUGAGCAAGCUGUGGAACUCCUCAUUCUUAGCGUCGCUUUAAGCCCUAAAGAUGCAUACAAAUCAUUUAAGAUUGAUGAUAUAUUUUCAGAAAAAUCAAAGAUCUAUCCUUUGAUUGACAGAUUGAUUCGUCUAGUGUUGACUCUCCCUGUUUCUACUGCGACAACAGAACGAGCUUUUUCUGCCAUGAAACUUGUAAAGACUAGAUUGCGUACUAGAAUGGAAGAUAAGUUUCUUGCAGACCAUUUGGUAGUUUAUAUUGAGAAAGAAAUUGCUAAGAAUUUCACUUCAGAGAUGAUAAUGGAUGAAUUUUAUUCCAUUAGAGAUCGUCGUCGAGCAUAA